CGUCGUGGUGGUGGUGGUGGUGGCGGCGUAUAUUUCGAUAACUAGAUUCCGGUAGGUUUUGUGUCAAAGCUUUGUAUAAUUAAUUAUUCAAUCAUUCUCUUCCUUCCAUUACACUUUAAACUCGUAAAUACUCCCUUUUGAAGGGACUAGGGAGUUGCUUAUCCGAAUUUAUUUAUUUAUUUUUGGGGAGGGGAGAAAAUCUAUCAUCCGUCAUCCGAGUAUAGUAUAGUACUGUAUCUUUUUUCUUGUAAAAUGAUUUUGAAACAGAAAUGUCAGUUGCUCUUCAAGGUGCAUAAACCUUCACUACCUUUGAUCCAUCAAGCAAACCCCAUUUUCAAUCAUAAAAUCCCAAUAGCUUGUGAAGAAUCUGAGGUUGUGAAUAGGCUGAAAAAUGAACCAAAUGCCGGAAUGGCUUUGGAGUAUUUUAAAUAUGUUUCCAAAUCCAACUCUUUCAACCAUACUCAGCUAACAUACCAAGCGAUGGUUGAGAAACUUGGCCGCCAUGGUGACAUGGAUGGAGUUCAGUACCUUUUGCACCAAAUGUACUUAGAAGGGAUUAAUUGUUCCGAAGAUAUGUUUGUUGCUGUGAUCAAUUCCUAUAACAAAGCUGGGGCAGCUGAGCACUCCUUAAAGAUGUUUUAUAGAAUGCAAGACUUUGGUUGUAAACCCACAGUGAGGGUUUAUAAUCAUCUAUUAGAUGCAUUACUUAGUGAGAACAGGUUUAAUAUGAUCAAUCCUAUAUAUAGUAACAUGAAAAAGGAUGGGAUUAUGCCCAAUGUUUUUACAUACAAUAUUCUUUUGAAAGCCCUGUGUAAGAAUAACAGGGUGGAUGGGGCUCACAAGUUGCUUGUGGAAAUGUCAAACAAGGGUUGCUCUCCUGAUGAGGUAAGCUAUACGACAAUCGUGUCCUCGUUGUGUAAGUUAGGUAGAGUGGAAGAGGCCAGAGACUUAGCUAUGAGGUUUGAUUUCAGUACUGUUCCUGUUUACAAUGCACUGAUAAAUGGACUUUGCAAAGAAUGCAAUAUCAAAGAGGCAAUAAAGCUGUUGGAUGAGAUGAUGGACAAUGGUGCUACUCCUAAUGUCAUUACUUACACUACAAUAUUAAAUGCUGCAUCAGAGUUGGGGAAUACACAGCUCUCUCUUUCCAUCUUAGCAAAAAUGUUUGUCAGAGGAUGUUCUCCGAAUAUUUACACUUUUACUACUUUGAUAAAGGGAAUAUGUCUAGCUGAAAGGUGGGAUGUAGCGCUUGAUGUGUGGGAUAGUAUGAUCAAAGAAGGUAUUUUUCCUAAUGUUAUUGCAUAUAACACAUUAAUACGUGGUCUUUGUUUGUAUGGAAAUAUGUAUGCAGCUUUAUCUAUCUUCAACCAAAUGGAAAGACACGGCUGUUCUCCAAAUUUGACAACCUUUAGCACUCUUAUAGAUGGCUUUGCAAAAUCUGGAGAUUUGAGUGGUGCAUCUGAGAUAUGGAACAAGAUGAUAACUCUUGGUUGCCGUCCAAAUGUUGUGGCAUAUACAUGUAUGGUGAAUGUGCUGUGUAAAAAUUUCAUGUUUGAAGAUGCUUAUAUGAUUAUUGAAAAUAUGAUGGCUGAAAAUUGCCCCCCAAACACAGUUACAUUUAAUACACUUAUUAAAGGUUUAUGUGCAAGUGGUAGAGUUGAUUGGGCAAUGGUGGUCUUUAAUCAAAUGGAGAAAUUUGGAUGUUCACAUGAUGCAACCACAUAUAAGGAGAUAUUGAAUGGGUUGUUCAAAAUUAACAGCCUUACCCUUGGAUUGGAGCUUGUAGUGGAGAUGGAGGAAAAAGGAAUCCACCUUGAUCUGGUGGCAUACAAUACUAUAGCAUGUGGAUUUUGUCACAUUGGGAUGCCUGGGGAAGCUCCAAAAGUUGUUGCAAAGAUGCUGGUGAGGGGAAUUGAGCCUGAUGUCUUCACAUUCAAUACACUAAUAAAUGCCUACUGUAAGGGUGGUAAUGUCAAACUUGCCUAUCAGCUUCUGGAUGUAAUGAGUGCAGAAGGAUGGAACCCAGAUUUAGUUUCAUAUACUAGUCUUAUAGCUGGGUUCUCUGAAUUGUAUGAUUUCGAAACAGCUAUCAGUUGUGUUUGCAGAAUGAUAGAUGAAGGAAUCUCCCCAAACACAUCCACAUGGAACAUUCUAGUCCGUGCUUUGGUUAGCAAGAUUGGGUACGUUGAUGCAGUAGGAUAUUUAGAUAUUAUCUUGGUAAGUAGAGCAAGAAGUUAAAGUUUGAACUGCAGCUGCCUUGAUAUGGAACCACUGACAGUGAAAUAUGCAUGUUGUGGCUCUAAUGCUGGAACAACGCACAAACUUUGAAAAGAUUUCAUUAUAAAGAUUAAAGAAUGCAGGUCCAAAUCCUUCAUUGCUUUGAGCGCUUUAUGUUGCUUGCUUUGGGCCGCCUACUAUUGGAAAGAAUUACUCAAGUGAGGAGGGAGAAUGUAGAGAUUGAAGGGGAUGAUUUGCUAAAACUUAAAAGGUUGUUGCCCUCUGUUGUGCUGAUUGAGCAAAUACAGUAACAACUAGUUGCUGCCUGAUGGAAGUAUGGUGAAGAUCCUGCUGAAUGUUGUAUGUAAUUCAUGAGAUAGAGUGAUUGGAAGUGGCGGGUGGGUUACUUUUAGAUGAUCUCAUUAGUCUGCAAUGUACAUGAAGACAAGAGAGCAUGAAUAUUGUUGUUUUGUUUUGAUACAAUGAUCAGCAUGCAUGGUAAUUGGUAUGAUAUGCGGAGAACUAAUUUCAGAUGGUGUUAUAAUUGAGCAGCAAAAAUGGAGCUUGUACUCUAAUCUGAGGAAGAUGAGAUAAACACGUGUAUGUUUGUUGUAAAAGCAAUAUAGAUAGAUAGAUACAAUGCUCAUGUUUCUUUCUGCUAUAUAUGUACUGUUAGCAAUUGGUACUUUGCAUCUGACAUUGUAGAGCAGAGCCAAACAGUUAUAAGCCUGCCUGAGCUAUGGGCUUCUUGAGGAGGAGCUUAAAAGAACAGAAGAUUUAAA
Ipomoea nil (Japanese morning glory) is the source of this 2996-nucleotide messenger RNA. RefSeq names its product pentatricopeptide repeat-containing protein At3g48810. NCBI's taxonomy places the organism in Eukaryota, Viridiplantae, Streptophyta, Magnoliopsida, Solanales, Convolvulaceae. The record is from RefSeq and is a predicted model, not a curated record. Gene Ontology annotation, molecular function: protein binding. The coding region runs from base 253 to 2235 and encodes 660 amino acids. The transcript has 2 exons.